Molecule: messenger RNA, 2105 nt
Organism: Amphibalanus amphitrite
Lineage: Eukaryota; Metazoa; Arthropoda; Thecostraca; Balanomorpha; Balanidae
Product: carboxyl-terminal PDZ ligand of neuronal nitric oxide synthase protein-like
Exons: 2
Coding region: 321-1481 (386 amino acids)
Molecular function (GO): nitric-oxide synthase binding
Source: RefSeq, a predicted model, not a curated record
GAAAAUAUCUUCAUUCUCGACCAAUCAGCUGUGCCCCAGCUGGAAGCAUGACCUUCGGUCACAGCGCGCCGCGCGAGGCAUUGUUGCCGUCGGGCCGGUGCCUGACGGUUGUGUGUGCGGUGCUGGUCGCUGCAGAUCAGCGAUUAUUUCAGUGAAAUCAUAUUCAGACUCGUAUCGCUGAACUGCCUGUGAACAAAAACAUCGUUUCGGCUAUCAGUUGGACUGACCUCGUCCUCAAGGCUCAACCUCGGACCUUUCUGGCUGAUAACUGACUAGUGAUUUUACAUCUUAUUCCGAAUCCGAACGCCAACGGAGUCAGAAUGACGAUCGUCAGUGUUCUCACCAAGAAGGCCACGGAAAACGACGACGACUACGACCUGCGCGUGCCACUGCACGAAGAUGCCGACUUUGACGACGGCAUCACGUUCCGGGCCAAGCUGAUCGGCACGUUGGACAUCCCUCGGCCAACCACGCGGCUCGAGAUCGUGUCGGCCAUGCGCCGGAUACGCUACGAGUACAAGGCCCGCUCCAUCAAGAAGAAGAAGGUGGAGAUCACCGUCUGCACCGACGGUGUCGAGAUCAUGCGCAAGUUGAAGAAGCGCAAGCUGGUCAAGAUGACCAAGGACGAGCGCCAGGACCUGAUCACGCUGCUCCCGAUCCACCGCAUCUUCUACGUGUCCCACGACUCGCAGGACAUGAAGAUCUUCAGCUACAUCGCUCGCGACCAUCAGUCCAACGUGUUCAAGUGCUCCGUGUUCAAGGCCUCCAAGACGAACACGGCCACUCGCGUGGUGCGCACCAUCGGGCAGGCGUUCGACGUCUGCUACAAGCUGCACGGAGACCGACCUCCGAGUCUGUACAGCUCGUGCGACGACCUGGGUCCGGCGCUGCAGCCGCUGGCCCGGCCGCUGGGCGACGACGGCAGUGACCGGCCGACGGGCCUGAUGACCUCUCCGCUGGCCGACCCGCUGGGAUCGGCGCUGACACUGCCCGAGGCCGGUGCGCCGCUCUCGCGACACCACGAGUGGCAGCUGAUGAAGGAGCAGCUGGAGCAGCAGCAGUCGCUCACCCGGGAGGCACUGGAACAGGUGCACCUGCUGCGCGACAAGCUUCAGUCGGAGACCACCGCCCGUCUGGAGGCUCAGUCGCGCACUCACCAGCUGGCCUCGCACAACCGGGCGCUUUUGGCUCACGUGCGGCAGCUGAUGGCGCAGCUGCGUGCCGACGACGUGGAACACGAGCUCGACCUGAGCUCCGCCAGCUCGGCGAGCUCCGCCAGCGUCAGCUGCGAGGAGCUGCACCGAGCCGUCUCCUCCAAUGGCUCGUCUAUCGACGCCGAGCUCUGUAUGAUGAGCGAGGCCAUCGAACAACUCGAGCGGGAAGGCUGGCCGGACGAGGAUGGAGAACCGGAGCCGGAGCCGGAGCCUCAGCCGGAGCCGCAGCUGGUGCGGCGGCCGCCCGUCCUCCAGAGUCCUCUAUGAGGACGGGGGGAGGACCUGCCGGAGCGGACGGCCCGACACCAGAGCCUCGCGCAGGCGAGCUUCUCGGCUGUGGGCCGUCCGCCGGGCGCGCUCGCCCGAUGCCACUGCCCGGUGAAGCCUGUGUUCAUAUGAUAUGCUCGGAGCCGGUGGUGGAAAGACUGGCGCUCGCUCAGGACUCGACUCGAUGCGCGGUGUUGUAGUGACGUGACGUGACGACGUGACGUGACGUGACGCGGUGUUGUAGUUUAGUGACGUGAUGCGCGUGACGCCGGUGGCGCGGCGCCGCGAGAUGUGAUCGCUGUGGCUGUUGUUCCGACAUCGCUCCACUCGGGACUGUGUAACUGUGUUAACUGUGUGCUGAUGUGCGUCCGCGCCGGUGAAUAUAUAAUGCAUUGUGUGUGUAUUAAAGUGGUCCUAACUUGCCGUGCGGAGUGAGCCGUGUAUGAUACGUGUAAUGUGUUAGGCGCGCUCUGGCUCGCCAUACUAACCAUGGGAUGCGAUCCAGCGACCGGUCGUCCGGGCGACCGCCCGGGCGACCGGCCUGGCUCGGCGGGAUGUACAGUGUUGCAUACAUAUCGAGACUAUAGAGGCUGAGUGAGCGGAAUAAAUACAUUCGUGAUCAUC